Molecule: messenger RNA, 1969 nt
Organism: Bombus impatiens (common eastern bumble bee)
Lineage: Eukaryota; Metazoa; Arthropoda; Insecta; Hymenoptera; Apidae
Product: synaptic vesicle glycoprotein 2C-like
Exons: 10
Coding region: 161-1771 (536 amino acids)
Biological process (GO): transmembrane transport
Cellular component (GO): membrane
Molecular function (GO): transmembrane transporter activity
Source: RefSeq, a predicted model, not a curated record
UGACAAUAUUUAAAGAGACGCGGCCGUGGAUCGCGCGAACGUUUUCCAUCCGCGCUACAGAGGGUAACACAUAAGAUUCUGCCUGCUUUCAACGGCAGUCUUUGCUCGCUGUUUGACAAGAAAGAAGACUAGUGUUCUAGCCGUUGCAAGCUUAAUCGCUAUGGUUAAUCAGGUUGCCUCCUUGUCCUAUAUAGUGGAGAACAAUGCAGGCAAGGAAAGCGCUGCAGAUUUCGAAAAAGCCAUCAAACUGUGUGGGUACGGAAAAUUCCACUAUGGCUUCGUAUUACUCUGUGGAGCAAUGUUCCUCUGCGUUGGUUGUCAGAACGGAAUAAACGCGUACAUUUUACCAUCCGCAGAAUGUGAUCUCGAUUUGAGUUCUGAACAAAAAGGUCUUCUGAACGUCGCCUUUCUCUUAGGCGGAGUUGUAAGUUCCCUUUUCUGGGGAGUAUUUGCAGAUGCCUACGGAAGGAGAUAUAUUCUCCUCCUUACUUUAUUAAGUGACAGUAUUUUGUCAAUUGGAGGAAGUUUCUCUCAAAGCUUUAAAGUGCUGUUAAUUUUCAGAGCACUCAGUGGAUUCUUCAUAGGAGCUCCUGGUUCUCUGGUCUAUACAUACCUUGGUGAAUUCCACACAGCGAAACAUAGAGUAAAAACUAUCUGUUACGUAGGAUUCUUCUGGACCCUAUCGUGGUUGAUAUUGCCUGGUUUGGCUUGGAUUAUCAUACCGCUGCCAAUAUCUCUUCGAUUCAAUGGCAUGUUGUAUAAUUCUUGGCGACUCUUUCUGGCUAUUAUUGGAAUACCAACGUUAAUGGUAACUUUGAUCGCGGCUAGAUAUCCCGAAAGUCCGAAAUUUUUGGUCUCUCAGGGAAAAACGGACGAAGCAUUGGCAAUUUUACGAAAAAUCUACGCGAUAAACACUGGCCGUAACGAGGACGACUAUCCCGUAAAAGUCUUGUUGUCCGAUGAUACGAUGGAUAUUAAUAAUGUUAAUAAUACGUCUUUCUCCGCGUCCAGAGUACUAAUGGAAUUGCUGAAAAAUAUUUGGCAACAGAUGCGUUCGCUCGCGUCACCGCCACUUUUGAAAUACGCGCUUCUCUGUUGGACUAUUUACUUUGCGAAUAUGUGCGGAUACUAUGGAUUCGGUUUAUGGUUACCAGAGCUGUUCAAUCGUUUUGAAAGCUACCAACAUUUACAUCCCAAUCGAAGCGUAAGCGUUUGCAAACUAAUCCAAGAAAGUGACCUGCAAGCUACCGUGACGCCAGCGUCAAAUAUUUCUCUUAAUUCAACGAACGUUUUAAUUAACUCGACGACUGAGACUGAUUGUUCAUCUAACAUGGACGAGAUGGUUUUCAUCAAUUCAUUGACGAUCAACGCAUUUUGCUUGCUUGGCAACAUCGUAUCUGGAUAUUUGGCAAAUCGUGUUGGCCGACGAACAAUUCCAGUAACAACCAUGUUGUUAGCUGGAAUGUUUGGCUUCGCGAUAUACUUCGUCGAGUCCUCCUUGCAAAUUUUAAUGGUGAGCUGCAUGUUCUCGUUGACGAUAGUCACAGCAAAUUUCGUGAUCAGCAGCAUAGUGGUUGACAUAUUUCCAACGCAUGUAGGCGCCGUUGCGAUUUGUAUGAUGACCUGUUUUGGCAGAAUUGGCGCGAUCGCCAGCAAUUUAGCCUUUGGAAUGUUGCUCGAUAUCAGCUGCGAGGUGCCAAUCUUUUUGGUCGGCAGUAUAGUGAUCUUUGGAGGAUUGUUGGCAUUGAUUCUUCCACAGAAAAAGAGUUGAACAUUUCCCGGUAAAGGAAUGAGAAAAGACGCGAAUAAUACGCUUAUUACAACAUUUGAUCGUUUCGUACAUUCCAACAAAUUACACUCUUUGUACACGUGAAGCCAGUAUUUUUUCCAAAACAUCAAUGAGAGACAGUUCGACUUGAUUUCAUCCGACGUUCAAUUAUGCAUAUAUUUGAAUAAACUAUAGGCUAUA